AUGCUGCAGAUGGACCUGAUCGACGCGACGGGGGACACUCCCGGGGCCGAGGACGACGAGGAGGACGACGACGAGGAGCGCGCGGCCCGGCGGCCGGCAGCGGGGCCGCCCAAGGCCGAGUCCGGCCGGGAGCCGGCGUCCCGCGGCCAGGGCCAGAGCCAAGGCCAGAGCCAGGGCCCGGGCAGCGGGGACACGUACCUGCCCAAGCGGCCCACCACGCUCAACCUCUUUCCGCAGGUGCAGUUGUCUCAGGACACACUGAAUAAUAAUUCUCUGGGCAAAAAGUACAAGCAGCCCCGCCCCCACCACAGAUCGAGGCACCUCCACCAACAGCCCACGCUGCCGGUAGAUGAGCACGUGCAGCUGGAGCUGGUGAGCCUGCGGCCGUGCUUCGGAGACUACAGUGACGAGAGGGACUCGGCCAUCGUCUACGACAACUGUGCCUCCGUCUCCUCGCCCUAUGAGUCAGCCAUCGGAGAGGAAUAUGAAGAGGCCUCCCGGCCCCAGCCUCCUGCCUGCCUCUCCAAGGACUCCACGCCUGACGAACCCGACGUCCAUUUCUCCAAGAAGUUCCUGAACAUCUUCAUGAGUGGCCGCUCCGGCUCCUCCAGUGCCGAGUCCUUCGGGCUGUUCUCCUGCAUCACCAACGGGGAGGAGCAGGAGCAGACCCACCGUACCGAGCAGGAGCAGACCCACCGGACCAUAUUCAGGUUUGUGCCUCGACACGAAGACGAACUUGAGCUGGAAGUGGAUGACCCUCUGCUAGUGGAGCUCCAGGCUGAAGACUACUGGUACGAGGCCUACAACAUGCGCACUGGUGCCCGGGGCAUCUUUACUGCCUAUUACGCCAUCGAGGUCACCAAGGAGCCCGAGCACAUGGCAGCCCUGGCUAAAAACAGUGACUGGGUGGACCAAUUCCGGGGGAAGUUCCUGGGCUCAGUCCAGGUUCCCUAUCACAAGGGCAAUGUCGUCCUCUCUGCCGCUGUGCAAAAGAUUGCCACCACCCGCCGGCUAACCGUGCACUUUAACCCGCCCUCCAGCUGUGUCCUGGAGAUCAGCGUGCGGGGUGUGAAGAUAGGUGUCAAGGCCGACGACUCCCAGGAGGCCAAGGGGAAUAAAUGUAGCCACUUUUUCCAGUUAAAAAACAUCUCUUUCCGCGGAUAUCAUCCAAAGAACAACAAGUACUUUGGGUUCAUCACCAAGCACCUCGCCGACCACCGGUUUGCCUGCCACGUCUUUGUGUCUGAAGACUCCACCAAAGCCCUGGCAGAGUCCGUGGGGAGAGCAUUCCAGCAGUUUCACAAGCAGUUUGUGGAGUACACCUGCCCCACAGAAGAUAUCUACCUGGAGUAGCCGCGCAGCCCCGCCCUCUGCGUCCCCCGGCCCUCAGGCCAGUGCCAGGACAGCUGGCUGCUGACAGGAUGUGGCACUGCUUGAGGAGGGGCACCUGCCACCGCCAGGGGAUGAGGAAGUGGGGGCCGCUGGCUCAGG
Gorilla gorilla gorilla (western lowland gorilla) is the source of this 1491-nucleotide messenger RNA. Its product is annotated as C-Jun-amino-terminal kinase-interacting protein 1-like. Gene Ontology annotation, biological process: JNK cascade; regulation of JNK cascade. Gene Ontology annotation, cellular component: cytoplasm. The record is from RefSeq and is a predicted model, not a curated record. NCBI's taxonomy places the organism in Eukaryota, Metazoa, Chordata, Mammalia, Primates, Hominidae. Gene Ontology annotation, molecular function: MAP kinase scaffold activity; JUN kinase binding.